GUUGUAUUUGAAGCGCAACAGCAUACCUAGUAUCAUAGAUAUAUUAUGAUCUGAGCCUAGUAUUAAAUACGGCGGUGUUUCAUGAAGGAGUGCAAUAUUAUAGAUAACACAAUGCAGUUACAUUUUAUUGGUAUGAUUAUUGUCACAUUUGGACUUGGUGAAGUCAUGUGCCGAACAUUUACCACGGAAGAGGGUCCAUUCAAUUUGAUUAUGUACAACACCUCAAACUGCGUUAAGGAGCAGCCUUGGUUCCAGACCAACGUCACAGUCUUCAAAGACAAGAAUGUCCUCCACGGAACUAUCGUCAACAAGAAGGAAAUAAAAAACGUCAAGUUCCGCAUUCAAGCAUACUACUUAGACCAAGGCAAGAUAAAAGUUUUCGAGAUAAAGAACCAGAACUGCCAGAAUACGAUCAUACAGAUGGUGCUCAAAACACUUGGCAUACCCUACAAUGGUCAGAAGUGCACAAUGAAACCGAUAAAUGCAGAGUUCAACAACCUUAACUUGGAUGCAGUCUUCCACAUGGUGGUGCAGAAGAUCUGGUACGGCUCCAUGGUAAUCAGGUGGGAGAUCGCCGAGCCCGCCGCCACGAUCAUGUGUCUCGAUAUCCACGCGCAGAUUGUCAAAGCUAAGACUGUGGACAAUAAGGAAAAUUCUUAAUCGCCAUGCAAAUUUAUCGUUCUGAGUACUACAUUAUUUAUAUAAUGUCCAAUAACUUUAUUUGUCAAAUAAACAAUUUCUAUAACUGCAA
Molecule: messenger RNA, 751 nt
Organism: Cydia pomonella (codling moth)
Lineage: Eukaryota; Metazoa; Arthropoda; Insecta; Lepidoptera; Tortricidae
Exons: 4
Coding region: 82-660 (192 amino acids)
Source: RefSeq, a predicted model, not a curated record